GAGCUGGGGACAAAUUCAUGCCCGCCUCAUCACAUCUCCUCUCCUCGCGCCUCACUCCUAUCACGAGCCAGCAUUUCUUUACACCAGAGCGGCUCCGGAUCAAACUAAGUUGGAUAUUUAGGAGCAGCUUCUAUUUUCUACCUGUUGAGGAGAACCGCACCGGGAGCCCCUUCUAAAGCAGAAUUACUCCUGAAAACGUCUUUGAACACCGAUUAUCAAGCUUCUGCAGGAAUUGGAAACAGUUUCUCGUUAAAGGAAAGAAGAAAAACUCCUGCCAUGACCAUUAAUUAUACCGAAUGCCACUCUAGGAAAUUCAUAAAGGGGGAUACAAGCCCGUUAAUUAGUGCCAUCAUGUUUGGCUUAGGAAUCUUUGGAAACGUGGCUGCCUUGGUAAUCCUGGAAAUCCGACGGCGCAGGAACAAGAGGGCCGACGACAGGAGAUACAAGGGCUUGUUCCACAUCCUCGUCAGCUCGCUGGUGUUCACGGACCUGGCCGGGACUUGCCUGAUCAGCCCCGUUGUGCAGCUUGCAUAUGCGUGGAACAUGACUUUGGUUGAAAUGACUUCUGGAAUUAAUUCUAACGACACCCUUGGCAGAACUAGCAGUAGCGUGUGCAAUUACUUUGGUGUUAGCAUGACCUUCUUUAGCCUGGCCACCAUGUCCCUCCUUUUCAUUACAGCUAUGGACAGAUGCUUUGCAAUAGGCCACCCCUACCUGUACAGCCGACUUGUCACUAAGAAAUGGGCUUAUAUUACAAUCCCUGUUAUGUUUCUGACAUGCAUCUUAUUUUGUAUGCUUCCUUUUGUGGAAUUCGGUAAUUAUGUACAAUACUGCCCCGGGACAUGGUGCUUCAUUGACAUGAAUCCCACAGAACCCAAGGAACAGGUUUAUGCUAAGCUAUAUGCCACAAUUAUGCUGGUGUUGGUGCUGUCCAUUGUAGCCUGCAACGUCUUUGUGAUGUACCAGCUCUUCCGGAUGUACCGGCGGCGAAACAGACAAGGCUCAGUGAUGAAGAGCAUGAGAUCCAGCAACGAGCACAGAAGAUUUGUGGCUCACGAGGUGGAGCACCUCAUCCCCCUGGUCUUCAUGACGAUCAUCUUCAUCGUCUGCACAAUUCCCCUGGUGGUCCGAGUCUACGUCAACAAUCCUGAAACUGAAUCUCACGAUAAAGACUUAGACGCCCUCCGUUUCAUCUCCACCAACUCCAUCGUCGAUCCUUGGGUCUUCAUCCUUCUCUCCCCCAGUGUGCUGUACUUCUUCUGCUUGCCUGUCUGCAAGAAGCCGCUGGGAAGACUCAGAGGCUCUGUGAGCGAAUCACUGGCCAAAAAGGACCACAUAGCACCGGUAGAACUGUGUCAGCCGACCUUAACAACAAACUGUCCUAACACUGAGGGAGAUGUAUGACCAUAGCUGUGUUAUUAGUUCCUUUGUAUUUAUAUUUAUUAGACAGUUCAAAAUGUGCAACUCUGCCUGUGAGAUUCUCACAAGCUGGAGAUGUUUGUUGGACUGCAACAAUUUUCCUGUGUUUAUUUUCAGGGCGUUUUCAUUUCAUUAAGGCUAUUUCCCUUCAACUGAUAAGCCAGAAUAGCUCCAUCAGCUAGUUGAAAGCCUACACAACUCACCUCAUGGUUUAUGCCUUCAUCAGAUUAUUACGAUAGGAUGAAAAAAGGACUCUUAUAAAUCUGUAAUGCAAAGGCAUUAGUUGUGCUUGUAAUUUACUACCAGUGAGAAGCCUGCUGAUAUAAGUAAAAGGGAUCUCAGCUGACAGGGAGAUGAUAAAGAUGGUCUUGGAAAGCUAUGCGUCUGCAGAGGCCAUAAGAAACACAGAUGUUGCUACUGAAACAAGUUGUAAAUCACAUCAAGUGAUAAGAAAUAUGAGGCCGUUUUUAUUUGUCACUUCGCAAAUAAAGAUUUCUGUCAAUGGGAUAGACUGACACAAAUAAUGCAUAAUUAAAAUGGGGGGGGGAAGCAUCCCCAUAGCAUGUGCUGCCAUUACCAUGCUUAUCUGAAGAGGGUUUUCAACCAAACAUCACACCCAGAACAUUAUUUGUUUUUUAGGAUAAAUCACUAAGAGGUAAUUCCAUCUAAAUCGGCUGUUAUAUAAAAAGAUUUAUUGCUCUGGAAAUGAUUAUUUGAAUGAGCUCUAAAUUUACUGUACUAUUACUUUGACGCAUACUGAUACCCUGGCACAUGUCAUCCAGAAAAAAUCUGGGGAUGUUUUGGUGUCCAAACCUUGCCUCAGGAAUUUAGUGAAACUUAAUACAGAAUCUCGGCGUUGCUUUUUUUUUUUAUUCUGUGGCAUUAAUCUAUUUAAUGAAACUUUUGAGUUCCAUUAUGGUUAGACUCGAAAGUUUUUAAAAAGUCGAGCAGUUGUGGUUCUCGCAGGGCGAGAUCACUUGUGUGGCACAUUACAGCAACAAAACAAUUCGUUGUGUUUCACAUGAUUAAAAAGUCAGAAAAGAAGUACACUGCUUACAGACUAAAUAUUUAAACAAGUCUAAAUAGAACAUUUUUACUUUGAUUUUAGGAACUCAGGGUUUUACAAUUUUUGCAGUAUUCGGCAGGUCUGGUUCAGAUUAGUGUAGCAUGAAAAUUAAAUGUUGCCGUGGUCUAGAAGGUCGAUAAGACAAAAAAUCUUUAAUACAUUUUGGUUUUGGGCCAUUCAGUGAUUUAUAAAACAGAAGUACCUUUAAAGCCCAAGAUGGCUGUGAAGGUUUUCUAGAACCACAGACUAUAAACAUUUAGUAGCAGUAGUUUGAUAUUGUCAAAUUUGUAAAGUAUGUUUGUGAUCAACUAGUUUAGUCCGAAAAACUUCAGCACUUAUUCUGCUUAAUAAAUGACUCCCUUUUGCUGGGGUUGUAUCAGUUAAGAGUAGACUGUCUUAGAGAUAGACUAAUAUGUCGGCCGGCCGAUUUUAGUUGUCUUUUUUUCUUGUACCUGCUGAUGCAUGUAUUUAUUGGUAUGUUUUCAUUAGCAGCCAAGGCUUAAGAUCGUGUGGAGUGCAAGCAUUGCUGCUCCCCUGCAUUCCUAUGGAGCUAAAUUAAGGCCAUCUUU
Messenger RNA from Cyprinodon tularosa, 3054 nucleotides. RefSeq names its product prostaglandin E receptor 2a (subtype EP2) (gene ptger2a). Gene Ontology annotation, cellular component: plasma membrane. The transcript is spliced from 3 exons. Gene Ontology annotation, biological process: cellular response to prostaglandin E stimulus; positive regulation of cytosolic calcium ion concentration; inflammatory response. Bases 277 to 1404 code for a protein of 375 amino acids. Gene Ontology annotation, molecular function: prostaglandin E receptor activity. NCBI's taxonomy places the organism in Eukaryota, Metazoa, Chordata, Actinopteri, Cyprinodontiformes, Cyprinodontidae. The record is from RefSeq and is a predicted model, not a curated record.